CUUCUAUUCUCCACGCGGUAUACACAUUUCAUCAUACACACACUCAAGGCAUGGCGAACAACAUCACAAACAACACCACGACCAUGACCACGCUGGAAUCCCUACCGCUCGACCUCUUCGUCGAGCUCCAGACGUACCUAGAGCACCAGGACGUCCUAGCCUUAAGGAGCCCAACCUUCGAGCAGCGUAUCAUCCGCUCGCUCAAAACUGACCCGGCGAACCCCACAGCCACCGGAGACGAGGAGGGGCACGUCGCCAAAUUCACGCCCGCGGGCAUGCUUCGCUUGGCAGCGAUUUCAAAGCUGCCCUUCGUUGCUCCGCGGAUCAGGAACCUGAAGAUCGUUGUCGAUGUACCCAACCAAUAUGGCAUGCAGGUGCUGGACAAGCGUCUAGAAAUGUUCAACCAGAGCCCCGGCUACAAGUUCUUCUACGAAUACAAUGCUCGACACUGGCGCCUACGAAGCCGUCCUAACCACCAUCCUGCAGAACCUGACCAACCUGCACACCUGACCAUCGCCGGCGACAAAGGCUGGCAGUUCAUCGACUACCGCGACCAGGGCCUCGAACAGCGCUUCUCCCACGUCGACGGCGAGGCGCUGCAGGACAUGCCGGGCGCCAUCGUGGCGCCAUAUGCGGCGGGCUUGGACGGUGUAAGGAACGAGGGUGAGUGGCCCGCUAUGGCGGUGGGGGAGCAGGCGAAUGCUAUGAUUGCUAUUAGGGAGGCGAUGCUCUACCCUAACCCUGCGGUGAACGUGGCGAAUGAAGAUUAUGCAGAGCUGGCGAAGGGGCUGGGCGUCUCGCAGGCGGUGUCGGUAAUUGUGCCGGCGCUGGCGUCUGAGUGUGGGAGUCUGGAAAGUCUUACGAUUGGCAGCAGCGACUUCAUAGGCUCCUUGGGCCUGUGGGCGCCGCUGCUGCGCGACAGCCUCCAGGCGAGCGCUGUGCAGGGCUUCAGGAAUCUGACCACGCUGCAAAUCAGCCUCUCAGACGCUAUAGCGUACCGCCAAAACGACUACGACACCCGCCUCUCUCCUGCGCAGGCAGCCAGGCCACUGACAUCCUUCCUCCAAGCCCCGACCUCCCUCACCGAGCUCUUCAUCUCCGGUGUCACGCGCCACGAAGAACUGAACCACCGCCUCAUGGCGCGGCACGACGGCCUCAACGGCGCGCUCGAAGUCGUCCUGGCGAACCUGAGACUCCCCCACCUCCACACCCUGCGCCUCUUACGCCUCGCCCUCACCAACCCCGACGCUCUGACAACCUUCAUCGCCGCACACAACACCACGCUCACGGCGCUACAGCUUUCAGACAUCGAGCUCCCAAGCGAGAACCCUAGCUGGAUGAUCCUGGCGCACCGCAUCGGCGAGACCGUGGACCUGACGGAGUAA
This is a messenger RNA of Aplosporella prunicola CBS 121167, 1385 nucleotides long. RefSeq lists its product as uncharacterized. NCBI's taxonomy places the organism in Eukaryota, Fungi, Ascomycota, Dothideomycetes, Botryosphaeriales, Aplosporellaceae. The transcript has 3 exons. The record is from RefSeq and is a predicted model, not a curated record. The coding region runs from base 51 to 1385 and encodes 444 amino acids.